ACCAGCGAAGUUUUUGACUAAAAUAUUACUCUGUAGCAGCAUCUGAAACUGUACUGUAGGUAGUUCAGCUUUUUAUGGAUUCGCACACCUUCGCCAGUCACGUGCCGAUUGGCCCUCCACCCCGCGGAGACCAUUGAGUAUUGACUAUUGUCAUAUACCACGAACCAAGGCUUUAGCCCGCUCAUCGUCUCAAGAUGGCUGGGACUAGCUAUGGGGGCUCAGCUUCUGAUCAGAAGCUGCCAAAGAACACACCCUCGCCAGGUAAUGGAGCAGAUAGCGAUGAGGAGGAGUUUCACGAUGCGCGGUUCCCGCCCGAAGAAGAAGCUCGACUGCUGAAAGAAGCCCAAGAUAUUAAACAAGAGGCAAACCAGCUUUUUAGUUCUGCAUGCUACGACCAGGCCAUCUCCUCCUACGACCGCGCUCUCUCGUCCUGCCCCAACUACCUCGACUACGACGUUGCCGUUCUCCGGAGCAAUAUUGCUGCUUGCUACUUGAAACUUGAGGAUUGGAAGGCUGCAAUCGAUGCGGCGACAGCAUCUCUCGAUCGCCUGGAAAAGAUCAUCCCUACACCUCCCGCCCAUAACGAGCAACGAGACGGGCAACAAUCGAAUGACGCAAAAGCCAGCACACAGGAGAGCGGAGAAGUUGUUGAGUUGUCUGCGACAGAUCCAGAUGCAGAGGAGAAACAGCUGGCACUGUUGAAAGAACUCGACACGCAGCGUACAAAUGUGCUGCGCAUUCGAGCCAAAUCCCUCAUGCGACGUGCCAAGGCCAAAUCCAAUCUCGGCGGCUGGGCCAACCUGCAGGGCGCAAUCGAGGACUAUCAGGCUUUGAAUACAAUGGAAACCCUCCCAUCCGACGAGAAGCGCAUCGUACAGAAGGCGCUGCGGGAGCUUCCUUCCCGAGUCAACGAGGCGAAGGACAAGGAAAUUGGGGAGAUGAUGUCCAAAAUGAAAGAUCUGGGCAACGGAAUCUUGAAGCCGUUUGGUCUGUCCACAGAUAACUUCAACUUUGUCCAGGAUCCUAAAACCGGCGGCUAUUCCAUGAACUUUCAAUCAUGAUGAACUCAAAUAGGUCCUGGAAAGUUCAAGGACUUCUCUCCAUUCACUUCCUUCUUGAUGGAGAAUGAUACAACCUCUACGGGACGUGCUCGGUCGUUUAACUGGAUCUUCGGAUCAAGGAAUCGAACAAGCCAGAUGCAAAGCAAAGCGACAAACUGGCGGUGUUGCGAACCGCUUGGACUCCUGCGAGGUUGAAUCGUUUCUCAGGCAUUCCUCGUGUAGAACAUGUGUACGACUGGCAGACUGGCAGACAGCCGUAAUAGCGGGCUCGAAAGAUGCACUUAUCAUUGGCUUUGACAACCGAAGGUUGAUGUACAUAGUCGACGUGAGUGGAUUUAGACUUCCAAGAACGUCGAGAAAAGCCAGAACUAGCGCUUCCAGCCCACCUAUGUUCAUAUUCUUCGACAGCAUAAAUGAAUACACUAUAGAACAUA
Molecule: messenger RNA, 1495 nt
Organism: Penicillium subrubescens
Lineage: Eukaryota; Fungi; Ascomycota; Eurotiomycetes; Eurotiales; Aspergillaceae
Exons: 3
Coding region: 195-1061 (288 amino acids)
Molecular function (GO): protein binding
Source: RefSeq, a predicted model, not a curated record